AUGCCUCGCACGCCGUCAAUAUGCCACCUCAUCCAGUGGCCUGAGCAGUCUGAAGCGAGCGACACCUACUCCGUGAUCGACCCGGCACACCUCAAACCCGUCGCGUCGGUCCCGGACAUGGACACCCCCGACGUCAAACAAGCCAUAUCCCUCGCCCACACCGCCCAAAAGCACUGGGCACGCAAAACAGCCCGCGAGCGCGCCACCGUGCUCCAUAAAUGGUACCAGCUCUGCAUGCACAACCAGUCUGACCUCGCCAAGAUCAUGACGAUCGAGUGUGGCAAGCCGCUGGCGGAGUCGAUGGGCGAGGUCGCGUAUGGGUCAUCGUUUCUAAGAUGGUUCGCGGAAGAGGCGUCGAGGGCGUACGGGGACGUCAUCCCCGAGAACGCGAAGGGGAGGAGGUUGUUGGCGAUCAAGCAGCCGGUGGGGGUCGUGGCGGCCAUUACGCCGUGGAAUUUCCCGAACGCGAUGAUUGCGAGGAAGGUGGCGCCCGCGAUCGCUGCCGGCUGCUCGAUUAUUGUGAAACCGAGUGCUGAGACGCCGUUGUCGGCGCUGGCGAUGGCGUAUCUGGGCGAGGAGGCGGGUCUGCCGCCCGGCGUAUUCAAUGUUGUGACGGCGUCUAAGGGCAGUGCGAAGAGGAUUGGGAAUGAGAUGACGGAGAAUGCGCUCGUAAGGAAGAUUACCUUCACUGGAUCGACUGCGGUCGGAAAGCUGCUGUCGAAACAAGCGGCGAGCACCAUGAAGAAGGUGUCCAUGGAACUCGGAGGGAACGCACCGUUCAUCGUUUUUGACGAUGCAGACAUCGACGCCGCCGUAACAGGCUGCAUCGCCUCCAAAUUCCGCAACACAGGCCAAACAUGCGUCUGUGCCAACCGCGUCUUCGUCCACUCCAAAAUCUACGACACCUUCGCCGCCAAGCUCAGCGCCAAGAUCCGCGAGAUGGAGGUCGGACACGGGUUGGAGCCCGGCAACCAAUUCGGACCAUUGAUCACCUCCGACGCGUUCGAUAAGGUCGUGAGGCAUGUAGAGGAUGCGGUGGGGAAGGGCGCGAAGGUGUUGUUGGGCGGGAAACCGCAUGGGCUUGGAGGCAACUUUUAUGAGCCGACGGUUUUGACGGGCGUCACGAACGAGAUGUUGUUGGCGAGGGAGGAGACGUUUGGGCCGGUUGCGGGGUUGAUCCGGUUCGAGACGGAGUCUGAAGUAACAAAGGCGGCCAACGACACCCCGUUCGGCCUAGCAGCCUACUUCUACACAAAAGACGCCGGCCGGAUCUUCCGGCUAUCCGAGGCGCUCGAAUACGGUAUCGUCGGCGUCAACGAGGGCAUUGUAUCAACGGAAGUUGCUCCGUUCGGAGGCAUCAAGGAGUCCGGCUUGGGGCGGGAGGGUUCAAAAUAUGGGAUGGAUGACUACAUGGAAAUCAAGUACAUCUGUAUUGGGGGGAUUAAGGAGACUCUUGACGCGUAGGGGUGGCCGACGGUUAUUCGAUUACGGCUUGGGGCGUAACGUAUGGCUGUAUGCCGGUACCACAUUCAUCGGGCUGGCGGCGUAAAGUUUGGGAGAUGUCACCGCGCCUGAAUCCGGCGCAAAAGUACUAUAUAUAUAUAGUUCUGUGCAGUCGAUAGAUUUAGUGACAGAGAUUCCCGAAUGCAAGCCCAAUAUCGCAGUGAUCGGGAUUCAAAAUGUAUUG
Fimicolochytrium jonesii is the source of this 1687-nucleotide messenger RNA. Its product is annotated as succinate-semialdehyde dehydrogenase [NADP+] GabD. Gene Ontology annotation, molecular function: succinate-semialdehyde dehydrogenase (NAD+) activity. The record is from RefSeq and is a predicted model, not a curated record. Bases 1 to 1464 code for a protein of 487 amino acids. The transcript has 6 exons. Gene Ontology annotation, biological process: GABA catabolic process. NCBI's taxonomy places the organism in Eukaryota, Fungi, Chytridiomycota, Chytridiomycetes, Spizellomycetales, Powellomycetaceae.